AAGUGUUGUUUGUCGUGCGAGGGGAGAGUGGUGAGGCGGCCAUAAUCAAACAAAAGUGUUUUUAGUAAAAUGACGGAUAUUUGAUGCCUUAAUAACGUUUUUAAGUCAUUUUAGUGGCGAUUGUCAAAAAAAGGUAUACAAAUGAGCGCUAAAUUGGAUGUAAACAGACGUGUCUUAGCUAUUCAAGCUAAAAAGAAAAGACACAAGCCUGCUAAAAAGAAAGGCAAAAACGAUAUGAACGGACAUGCUGGAGAAAAUCGACAUAACUCGAAAAAUGAACCGUCUCAUAGCUCCAGUAAUGAAACUAUAGAAGAUCCAGACGAUCCUUACACGAGUGAAGAGGAAGAACAGGAAGAUAGUACGGAUUACCGCAAAGGAGGUUACCAUCCUGUCAAAAUUGGCGACCUCUUCCUUUCCAGGUAUCAUGUAACUAGAAAACUAGGUUGGGGUCAUUUUUCUACAGUGUGGUUAUGUUGGGAUCUCGAAGAUAAACGAUUUGUUGCCCUUAAAAUUGUCAAAUCUGCCGAUCACUUUACAGAAACAGCUCUUGAUGAAAUUAAAAUUUUAAAAUCAGUUCGUGAAUCUGAUCCAGCAGAUCCGAAACGUAAUAAAACCGUUCAACUUCUAAACGAUUUCAAGAUCAGUGGUAUCAAUGGAGUACACGUCUGUAUGGUUUUUGAAGUUUUAGGUCAUCAUUUAUUGAAAUUAAUCAUAAAAUCCAAUUAUAGAGGAAUUCCAUUAACAAAUGUACGUACAAUAAUGAGGCAAGUACUAGAAGGCUUAGACUAUCUACACACCAAAUGCAAAAUUAUUCACACAGACAUCAAACCGGAAAAUGUUUUACUCUGUAUAUCUGAAGAAGCAAUCAGGAGAUUAGCUUGUGAAGCAGCUGAGAUGCAUCAAUUGGGUAUGAAAUUGCCAACUUCCUUAAUUAGUACUGCCCCAGUUAUAGAAACUAAGAUGAGUAAAAACAAAAAGAAAAAACUAAAAAAGAAAGCCAAAAGACAAAAUGAGCUCUUGAGAAAACAGAUGGAACAAAUUAUCGAAAUCGAAGAACAGAAAAAGAUUAAGGAAAAUGGUGAUGUGAAUAUUAAUGGUGGCACAGAAUUUCAUGACAGUCCUCCAAGUCACAGCCCCGAGACGACUCCCGAAACCGAAGUAAAAUUAGACAAUGGAUGUAUCGACGAAAUUGGCGGUGGAGAAGCCACUCAUCCAGAUAAUUCUAUAAUGGAACAGAUGUCUGAAGAUGAUUCUCCACCUCUAAACUCGUCCAACAUUACAAUGGAAAAAAUAGAAUUAGAUCCGGCUUUUGUUGAGUGCGAUUUCGAUGUUAAAAUAGCCGAUCUCGGUAAUGCCUGUUGGGUGGAUAAACAUUUUACAGAAGAUAUUCAAACCAGGCAGUACAGAAGUUUGGAAGUUUUAUUAGGUGCAGGCUACAAUACAUCUGCAGAUAUCUGGAGUACUGCUUGCAUGGCGUUUGAAUUGGCAACUGGCGAUUAUUUAUUCGAACCCCAUUCCGGUGAGGAUUUUUGUAGGGACGAAGAUCACUUAGCUCACAUAAUAGAAUUAUUAGGAACGAUACCGAGAAAAAUAGCCCAGAGCGGAAAAAAUUCCAAACAAUUUUUCAACAAAAAAAGCGAACUUCGACACAUAACGAAUUUGAAACCGUGGGGUUUGGAGGACGUCCUGAUCGAAAAGUACGAUUGGAGUCGACAGGACGCCGAAGAUUUCGCGGCUUUCCUCAAGCCCAUGUUGGAUUUUGAUCCGAAUAAACGCGUAACGGCAUCGGAAUGUUUGAAGCAUCCAUGGUUGUCGCAACAGUGAGCCGAUUGCUCUCUAGGUGACUGAAUCCAAUUUAUUUUUGCUUUGUUCUUUCGGCGAUAGUGCGAUUUUUUUCCUUUUUUUUUUCUCUCUUUUUCAGUAUGCAAAAUUCAUUUCGCGAUGCAUUAUGUCCAAUUAAUUUAUUGAUUAGUUCAGCUGGGCCUUCAUUUAAUGUACAUAGCAUUUGUAAUAGAAAAAAAUUGUGAUGUAUGUGUUUUAUAGACAAUAUAAAUGUCCUCCAUA
Messenger RNA from Diorhabda sublineata, 2064 nucleotides. It is a transcript of the gene SRPK, whose product is annotated as SRSF protein kinase 1. The transcript is spliced from 3 exons. The coding region runs from base 142 to 1824 and encodes 560 amino acids. Gene Ontology annotation, molecular function: ATP binding; protein kinase activity. Gene Ontology annotation, biological process: regulation of mRNA processing; spliceosomal complex assembly; protein phosphorylation. The record is from RefSeq and is a predicted model, not a curated record. NCBI's taxonomy places the organism in Eukaryota, Metazoa, Arthropoda, Insecta, Coleoptera, Chrysomelidae.